Podarcis raffonei (Aeolian wall lizard) is the source of this 2268-nucleotide messenger RNA. RefSeq names its product amidohydrolase domain containing 1 (gene AMDHD1). The transcript has 9 exons. The coding region runs from base 733 to 2031 and encodes 432 amino acids. The record is from RefSeq and is a predicted model, not a curated record. Gene Ontology annotation, molecular function: imidazolonepropionase activity. NCBI's taxonomy places the organism in Eukaryota, Metazoa, Chordata, Lepidosauria, Squamata, Lacertidae. Gene Ontology annotation, cellular component: cytoplasm.
AAGACUUAACGGGAGCCAAAGCUCAGUCCCAGGGUCUGUUUUAGAUGCUGCAUCUAAAACAGGACAUAAUGAAAAGUGCCUCUGAGCAUGUGCAGAAUGUUACUGUACGGUGAAGUAAUUGUCAUCUACUCUCACAUUGCCAAACAAACAAACAAACAAACAAGCUAGCCCAAAAUUAGAGAUUUUAAGCUUUACCUGACGUAUGGCAAGCCUAGUUUUACUGCCCAAUGCAAAUUUAUCUCAGGCUUUUCCGAUUGCAAUCAAUCGCGCUUCCCAGCUUGACAUGUGACCCACCAGCUGAGCCUUAUUGCAGCUUCCCCUAAGCUGAUGCCCAGCCGCCACUGGGAUGUUUUUGAUAUUUGCAUCAUCCUUGGUCAUUUGCCAUUCUGGCUGCAGUUGAUGGGAGUUGUAGCCCAAAGCAUCAUUUGGACUAUUGGGGAGCAUUAUAAAUGAGAUUCCCCUACCUGCAAUUGAAAUAGUUAGGGGUCCAUUCCGUAUAACCACCUCAGGACUGCAGCACCUCAUUUUGAAUUCUGUACAGUCCAAGCCCCCCCCCCCCCCCGUGUGUGUUUGCUUGUUGUGGGUGAAAACUGCCAACUAAGAGAAAUGAUGACGAUUCCAGGAGCAAACCUUGCCCUGGAAAACUCGUGAGCAUUCUCCCUGCCUUGUUGACGCUGUCUGGGCCAGUCCCAGACUUCCCAAGCUCUUUUGUAUCUGUCUGGAAAGAGCAACAUGGCUGGUGAGUAUAAGCUCCUGCUUGAAGGCGCCCAACAGCUGGUGCUUGUCUGCGCCAAAGGUGAGAAAUACCUCCUGGAAGCUGGCAUGCAACAUCUGGCCGUGCUGGAAAACGGCAGCGUGGUGAUUGGCAAAGACGGUUGUAUAAAGGCUGCAGGCGACUCAAGAGCCAUUCGCAAGCAAUUUUCAGGAGCAUCUUUUGAAAAAGUCAUUGAUUGUUCAGGAAAAUGCAUCUUACCAGGUCUGGUAGAUGCACACACACAUCCUGUAUGGGCUGGUGACAGAGUCCAUGAGUUUGCGAUGAAGUUGGCAGGAGCUUCCUAUAUGGAUAUUCAUCAAGCAGGAGGAGGGAUACAUUUCACUGUGGAGCAUACUCGGAAUGCCUCAGAAGAUGAGCUCUUCAGCAGCUUCAGACACCGGCUGCUGCGCAUGCUCAGAGCAGGCUCCACUUUGGUCGAAUGCAAAAGUGGAUAUGGGUUAAACCUGGAAACGGAAGUUAAGAUGCUGAGAGUGAUUGAACGGGCUCGGCGGGAGUUGGACAUCGGCAUUUCCUCUACUUACUGCGGAGCUCAUUCUGUUCCUAAGGGGAAAAGUGCCAUUGAAGCCACAGAUGAUAUUGUUAGCAUCCACCUUCCUAAACUGAAGCAACUGGAGCUUGAUGGUGAAAUUCAUAUUGACAAUAUAGACGUUUUUUGUGAGAAGGGAGUCUUUGAUCUGCCUUCGACCCGAAGAAUUCUUCAGGCUGGGAAAGAUUUAGGGUUACAGAUCAACUUCCAUGGGGAUGAACUGCAUCCAAUGAAAAGCGCUGAGCUUGGAGCUGAGCUAGGAGCUCAGGCUGUCAGUCAUCUAGAAGAAAUCAGCGAUGAAGGUAUUGCUGCAAUGGCCCAGGCGAAGUGUGCAGCUGUCCUGUUACCAACCACUGCCUAUAUACUGAGAUUAAAGCAGCCUCAAGCUAGAAAAAUGUUAAAAGAAGGAGUGAUUGUCGCUCUUGGCAGUGAUUUUAACCCAAAUGCUUAUUGCUGUUCCAUGCUCAUGGUUAUGCACCUGGCCUGUGUAAACAUGAAGAUGUCCAUGAAAGAGGCUUUAGCUGCUGCCACCAUCAAUGCAGCUUACGCUCUUGGGAAAUCGCACAUGCAUGGCUCCAUAGAAACUGGCAAGCAAGGAGACCUCAUUAUCAUCAACUCACCAAGAUGGGAACACCUGAUUUACCAGUUUGGCGGCCAUCAAGAACUGAUUGAAUACGUAAUUGUUAAAGGAAAAAUUGUUUAUAAAAACGACAGUGUUCUGGGCUACUGAGGAAUUCCAGAAGGAAGAAAUACAGCAGUUGCCAGACUCUCUGAAGCAAACACGGGAUGAUAAUCAGCAGGGUCUCACAUCUAUAAGAUCAUACUUCCUUACCAGUCUAAGCUCAAGAAAUUCACUGGUUUUUAUUUUAGUUCUUCCUUUGUAUUCGCAUGAGGAACACUAGGCCAUGUUCAUCUGCUUGGUAGUUUCAUGGUCCGCUAGAAAAUAAACCUACAUGUAUGCAAACCA